GUAGUUAUGGUAGCAAAGAAAAAAGAAAAAGUCAAUGUCGGCUACUCUGUAUCUACCAGUAUACACUAUAGCGAAGUGGUAGUCUUGAAUCUCAUCACUCAUCAUCAGACCAGUGUUAGUGGAUGCUCUCAACUUUCAUAAUGCUUGAUUUUGAUUGUUUUCUUAGUCUUCACUUUUCCGUUGCCUCUUAUUAGUUAUUAGUACUGUACUGUGUCUGAACCUCUUCAGCAGUUUGUGUUUGUCAAGUGAUGCUUUACUUUCUUCUAAGUUCUGUUCUUCUGUCUGGUUCUUGUUCGUGUUGAUUUAAUUGUUUUAUUUUUUAUCUUACAUGAACAAUUUCAACUGAACUUAUCAAUAACUUUUUCUCAAUUCACAAGCCUGCUGCUACAUUACUGCUGCUAUUCCUUUGAAUUUCUUCGAGAUCAUAAUAGAAUAUGACAAAGCUAUGUCAAGUUAAGAUCCACAAGUUGCUUCUGAUUCCUGUCAUCAUAGUAGCUCUAGUAGUUGUAUUCCAGGUUAUUAAUUUUCCUUACAGAAAUAACAUCUUAGUUGUGUCGAAAGAAAGUAACUUUUCGCGUGCUAUAGAAUUAAGUAGCUCACCGGCAGUUAAUGAGGGGGUGGGAAGUACUCGGAUUGUCCCUAAUUUGGAUGAGGACACAAUGUAUAAGAGUGAAGCAAUUCACUUGGACACAUCUGAUGAUGAAGCUAUGCCUCAUUUGUCUCGAGCAGGAGAAAUUAUGAUGAAAUCUGAGAGGCGUGACAAGAGCUCAACAAUGAGGCAUGUCAGAAAUGCAGACAACAGUUCUACUAAUGGAAAUGAGAUGUCAUUGAAUACUGACAACAUAUUGAAAUCAGAUUUUACUUUUCCGCAAGAUGAUGACCACCACAAUUCAAGCCCACUUUCAGCAGAAUGGGACCUCAGCAACCAUAGUCUUGGGACUCAACAUAAGAGCUUAAAGUCUGUUACUUUGAGAAAUAAAGCGAUGGUAGCUUUGCACACUUCAGGAAGGAACCAUUUGAACAAGGCAAUACCAAUAGAAAAUAUGACUGCAUCUUGGCUACAGCUUUCUAGUGCUGCUACUAGUUCAAAUAGGGUGCAUUGGUCAUCUCCACGGGAUCGAGAACUUCAAUAUGCAAGGUUACAGAUUAAAAAUGCUCCAGAGAAGAGAAACCUUCCUGACCUUCAGUCUUCUGUUUUCCAGAAUGUUUCCAUGUUCAAAAGGAGCUACGACUUGAUGGAACAAACACUAAAGGUUUAUGUAUAUAACGAAGGGGACAAACCAAUAUUUCAUGAUCCAAAAAUGAGGGGAAUAUAUGCUUCUGAAGGAUGGUUCAUGAGUCUGAUGAAGAAAAGCAAACCAUUCGUUGUGAGGGAUCCCAGAAAAGCUCACCUCUUUUAUCUACCUUUCAGUUCAAAAAUGCUUAGGAUAUCUAUUCUUGAGCAAAAUCAAAGCAGUCAAACAGGGAAUAUAUUCUUAAUGAACUAUAUUAACUUAAUUGCAAAAAAGUAUCGUUUCUGGAACAGAACAAAUGGAGCUGAUCAUUUCUUAGUCGCUUGUCAUGAUUGGGCCCCAAAGUUGACAAGAAAUCAUAUGGGAAAUUGUAUUAGAGCUCUUUGCAAUUCUAAUCUAGGCAGUGGCUUCAAAAUCGGGAAGGAUGUCUCUCUACCAGUCACUUACAUUCGUACAACACGAGAUCCUCAAAGAGAUAUUGGAGGUAAUCCUCCUCUAGAAAGACCUAUUUUAGCCUUCUUUGCUGGUAGCAUGCAUGGCUACCUCCGCCCAAUCCUUCUACAGUACUGGAACAAUAGAGAACCUGACAUGAUAAUUUCGGGACCUAUGAAUCGUAGUAUUGAAGGUAAAGGUAGAUACAGAAAACUCAUGAAGAACAGCAAGUAUUGCAUAUGCGCGAGGGGAUAUGAAGUCCAUACUCCCCGACUAAUUGAGUCCAUAUUCUACGAGUGUGUACCAGUUAUCAUAUCAGAUAACUAUGUUCCCCCAUUCUUGGAGGUUUUGAAGUGGGAAACUUUCUCCGUGUUUGUUUUGGAGAAAGACAUUCCUAAUUUGAGAAACAUACUCCUCUCGAUAUCGGAGGAAAAGUAUCUGGCGAUGCAGCAGAGAGUGAAGAUGGUACAACAACACUUCCUAUGGCACAAGCAACCAGUGAAGUAUGACUUGUUUCAUAUGAUCCUUCACUCAGUCUGGUACAACAGAAUAUUUCAACUCAAAUCGACGUGAGAGGCUGCGGGAAAUUCCGACAUCUGAUUAUGAUCCAUAUGUUAGAAAAAUGCAGAGCUGAAGAAGCGUGCAACUUGUAUAGUUGUUGUAGAGGAGAGCUGAGAAAUUCUUUUGUCAAGUCGGUUAUUACAGUUGUUGAAAGAAUAUUACAAGAGUGAAUAGUGAAAUGUAAGUUUAUGUGAAGAUAACUGUAAUCGUUCAUGGUUCAAUUAAUUAGAGAGAUGUAAUGA
Messenger RNA from Daucus carota subsp. sativus, 2467 nucleotides. RefSeq names its product probable glycosyltransferase At5g03795. The record is from RefSeq and is a predicted model, not a curated record. The transcript has 4 exons. Lineage: Eukaryota; Viridiplantae; Streptophyta; Magnoliopsida; Apiales; Apiaceae. Gene Ontology annotation, molecular function: glycosyltransferase activity. The coding region runs from base 435 to 2237 and encodes 600 amino acids.